GUCAGUUCGGCUUAAAGAUGGCGGCGGUUUCUGAAUUUGCGUUGUCGAAAAGAGGGUUGAUCAAACAGACCCCUCCUAAACCGUUUCUCAUAGGAGUUGCUGGUGGAUCAGCUUCUGGAAAGGUAAGUGUUUCAGAAUAUCGCCACUUACAAUUCUUGUAAAGGUGUUUAGACGAGUCUUCAAACACCAGGCACUAUUAUUCUAUUGUGUUCUUCUGCUUUUUUCUGUCUUCUUGGUUGCGAACAUCGCCUCGAUCUGCUCUUCGAGUCGACGCUAUAAAGAGAAAGUAUCAUUAUUUAACUUAAUAAGAGUAUACUACUGUAUUUUACGAAAUGCAUAUGAUAAUUUAUUGUUUCGAAAGCUCUAGUUUUCUGGAUGCAAUUGCGUUUUCAAACUGAACUGUUUCACGACAUUAUUUCAACUGGCACCAUGAAGUAUUUAACAGUUUUUAUUGCAUUGUCAACAUAACGCGAGUAAUUUUAUAUUUUUAUCAUCUGUCAACUUUGACGUCGCAUUUUAUUCAGAAUGUAUAAUUCAGCAUGACAAAUUUGAGGGAGGAUCGGCUAAUGUCCGCCUUUAAUCCCUAAAUGGGACUCAGUUCGCCUGUGAACAACGACAAAAGGCAAAGACCAGAAGUUGUAAAUCGUUUCCUUCAAAUGCAUUUGGUAAAGCUGCGAAAAUUUCUCUCUGAAACCUAUGGUAAUUGCUUAAUACCAAUAAUAUGGCUGUUCCUUGAGGUUGUAGAUACAGACCAAUACAUCACAUCAAUAAUUAAUGAAUCAAGGGGAUUUGAAUUAACAUGUCCGUUACGAGGAAGUGACUGCCCGCUAACUGCAAAUAAAGCGUAGCUUUUGCUUUCCCUCUGCCCCAUAAGGCUUUGGGAUAUAUUUAAGUUAGUAAUGAGUACUGCUUUACCAAAGACAUGGGAGAUGUUACUGAAAAAUUUUGAGCUCUGGCAGUUUCAUGAAGGUUAGAUCUAGGAAUGUAAUCUAUCAAUCUUCCAAAGUCUCUCAAAUGCAUAUGCUAAUUUUUUCGUUUUUUCAAGCAAUGAAUCAUAACACAUAUUUUUAGCAAGUUUUCAGCCCUUAUUCCUGUCUCUUAUUUCCUUUCUUUCUCAUAUUAUUACAUAAAAUUAUUCACUGUUGAUAAUUAUUAUUAUUUAUUUAAAUCUAUGAGGUUCAACGGAAUACCAUGUUAGUGAUGUAGACUCCCCUCAAGAUAUUUUUACUAUUGUUGUCAUUGUAAUUUUUUCUAAUGAUGCAGUAAUAUGAACAAGCUUUGAAAAAAGGUUAUGUCCCAAAAUUGUUGUGUAGAAAAGACUGUAACUAUCAUUUAAUGCUCCACUCUUUGUAGUCAACAGUUUGUGCCAAGAUAAUGGAACAACUUGGUCAGGAUGCAGUAGAAUCCAGAAGAGUUGUUAUCAUCAGCCAGGAGAGUUUCUACAAAGAACUUUCUGAGGAGGAAGCUGAGGAAGCUAAAGUGGGAAAUUUCAACUUUGAUCAUCCAGGUGACCUGACCUACAACUGUUCUACAAUAAGAUCCCCCACAAUUUCCUCUUUGCCUCAUUGAAUAAAGAUAUUUCCGUCAAACAAAUCAUGAUUACAAGCAUUUUUUAUGUAGAGUGAUGCAGUACCCCCAUUCCAUUUGACCCUUGGAUCCCAAAGAUGGACCAGCAUCUCCUUUCUCCAUGGAAUAUCAUCCUGAAUAAAAAAUUAAGGUCACAAGAAUAAAGGAAAGAAGCUCUUGAUUGUUGAGCAAAUUCUCCUUGUCAGCACCUUAGGAAAUAUAUAAGAUCAGUAUGGAGAAAAUGCAUGCAGAUAUAAUGGUGCAAAAGGUUAUAAGAGAAUAAAUUAUUUUGAAUUACAUUUACAGUAUAUCAUUAAAUUUCUUUUUCAUCAGAUGCGUUUGACUUUGAGAUGACACUUGAUACUUUAAAGAGAGCAAAAGUAGGUGAAACUGUUGAGAUACCUCUCUAUGACUCCGUCAAUGCUACAAGGUGAGUGUUAAAACCUAAAAAGGUGUCAGUGCUGUUGUCUGAAAACUUCUUGGGACUGUUUGGGACAGGGAAACUGUUGAACUCAUUUCCCAAAAACUGUACACUCCUCACUGCAAGGAGAAAAUUAAUUGCCUUACCUAAGAACAGAACACAACAUCUUGGGCCUGAAUAUUAUGAGCUUUAGUUCAAUGCACUCAACAUAUUUUUCUCUACUAAAACAGGCACACAGGUUGAUGAUAUUGGUGUGGUUUGAUCAGCCAAGUGACCAUACCAUUUAUAAAACACCAAUAUGCUUACAAAAGUAUAUUACCAUUGAAUUAAAAUUAAUUGCACCAAAGCUGGACACAAAAACCCCUAAAAAAACUAGCAAGUGGAAAAAGGGGGAACAUGUACCCCCGACCAAGGCAGUGGUGCCACCCUUGGGGUGUUAGUGUAUUAUACACAUUUGAGUAGAUGACAGUUACUUAAUAUGGAAGUAUACAAGUACAGCUCUAAAUAAAACCUGACAAUAUUUCAGAAUUAGUAAAUAAAUUUCAACGAAUACAAAAUCUAAAAACUUUACAUAGCAAAGGCUGACAAUAGGAUGCUUCACCCCACUAAUGACCUCAAAUUUUAAACUUCGAUCUGAUAACUCUUCCAGCACCUCACAUCUGCCUCCAGUCCUCUGAUGUGCACCAGCAAAAUUUAAUUUAUGUUAAUUAGAAUUAUCACAAAUUACAUUUGCUACAGCACCAUGUCUCCUUAGCUCAAUUUGUUAGUCUCGGGUAAAAUUACAUCCAUUUUAGGUUAAAGGUAACAGGAAGUGUUUAAUUUUAUUUAUAAUAAGAUCAAGUAACUUUUACCUUUAUUGAUUUUAACAGUUUUGAGGAGUUUUUCGGUCAAGAAUCAUAAUUAAGUGUGUCAUUUUUUCCAAUGUGGUAAUUGUCAUGAAUCCAUAGUAUUGACUUCAGUUGUUGGAGAGAGACUAGAACAAAGUGUUCAAUAAACAAAUCAGAAGAAGGGAGUGGGUGGGGAUGUGUAUAUUAAUCAAAUAUCUCCAGAAUUCAGGGCCAGGUUAUCAGAAUGAUGGUCAGCAAUAAUACAGGAUUAAACAGUUAACUUGUCCUUGAUUUAACUUAAAAUUGAGCAUUUUGGCUAACACUCUAUUAACUUAAUCAUGCUUUGCACAUCAAGGCCCAGAUUUUCAGAGGCUUUCAUCUCUGUCAUAAUUAUUCCUCUAUCCUUUUUUUUAACUACAGACAAAAAGAAUCUGUCACAAUAUACCCUGCUGAUGUGAUAUUAUUUGAAGGAAUCUUAACAAUCUACUUCAAGGAACUACGUGACCUGCUUGAUAUGAAGCUUUUUGUGGAUUCAGACAGUGAUACCAGACUAUCAAGAAGAGGUAUAUAUAAUUUGUGAAAGUUAGAUAUAUCAUUAAUUACAAGGAUGCAGUCCAGUGUUUUUGGUCUAGAAAAGGUGCUGUACACUCCAAUAAUAUUGUGGUGGCUUUGUCCAUCAAAAAGGAAUUCUCUGCAACCAUGUUUUUCUGUAAAAACUACACCACAGAUUCAAACAAUUUUUUUUUUGUGAUUAAUUUUACCCUCACUUGUGGACAGAUGUGAACCUUCAGGUUGGUGUGCUUCUUCAGCAUUCUAUAUAAAACUUGCAGAUUGAAUGAAUUUUGAACUGAAUUUGUCAUUUUUGACUUACCACCUUUUGUGGACAGAUGUGAACCUUUUGGUUGGUGUACUGCCUCCUCAACAUUCUAUAUCACAGUAAAUGAUUCUAUGGACUCUAAUUUUCAAGUAGUUAAUCAUAUACUGUGUUAACUGCAAACUGAAUUUAACUCAUAAGAAUUAGAGGGAAACUCACCACUUUGUAUCUUUGUUGACAGUGUUAAGAGAUACUCAGGAACGAGGGCGAGAGCUUGAUCAAGUAUUGGCCACAUACACAAAUUUUGUAAAACCAGCAUUUGAAGAUUUUUGUCUUCCGGUAAGUUUAUAAAACUAUUGUGAAUUAUAAUGGGUGGAGUUUAAAUUUUUUACCAAAAAUGUGAGUUGAAAGUUAUCAGUAAUUAAUAAUUUGAGGAAAUUUUUUUUAAAUUUUGUAGACAAAAAAGUAUGCAGAUGUGAUAAUACCAAGAGGAGCAGAUAACACAGGUGAGGGUUGCUAACAAGUCAAAAGUUUAUAUCAGGAGCUUAAGAUAUUUUAACCCUUUAACUCUCAAGAUCUGAUUGUUAAUUCUUCCCUCUUGCUGCCACACAUUUCCUUGUAAAUUUGUAAAUUUGGUGUUUCUUCUACCUGAAAAGUUUUGGGUGUUCUCGUCACUCAUUUGCUUUGCUAUUUGUUAAUUACUUCUGGGAGUCAAAGUGUUAAAGAAAACAUCUUUCUGACUGUGAAGCCCACUCCUUAUAAGCAUUGUUUUGGGGGAAUUGGGACUUUUUCAUCAAGGGACCUAGUAAUUUAUUGGGCCUGAAACCAUACUUUAAAAUCAAAAUUCAACCAGUCCAUUUUGUUUCUUUAGCUGGUAGUUGUAUCUUAUAAUUUUCAUAUCUUUUGAAAUCCUUAUCUUGAAUGAAAACGCAGCAGCUAAGAAUAACUUUUACAGUCCCACAACCUUUAGGAAACAGGCUCCUGGAGAGUUAAGAUUAGCUGGGAAUAGCUCUCUAGUUAAAUUCAUCAUGUGCUUCCCCAAGUGACUUUUGAUGUAGGUUGAAAUUCUUUAUGUCUAUCAUAAAGACAUUUGUAUCAACUUGGGAGGAGAAUUUAGUAGUAUAUCAGAAAUCGCUGAUGACCUUCCAUGUACACCUUCAGAACAACUUUAGGUCACAAAUACAUGUUUGAAAAAGUGUUGUAAGCAAGAUUGCCAACUAAUAAUAUUUGGCUGCGAAUAUUUGAAAAUAAUAUAGUAUUACAUUAACUGUGGAUUAACUAAUGUAUAUGAGAGUGAUCUAGAAAGUACAUUUCCACAACAUGUGUUUAACCUGACUGAAAUAAUUUCUCUCUUCUUAAGUGGCUAUUGCCCUCAUUGUUCAACACAUAAAAGACAUUCUGAACGGAAACAAGAGCAUUCGAUCUGAAGAUAGUCAUGAGCUUGAACGCCGUCAAAGAUGCCUCUCUGACUCAAGUAUGAAAUCAUCCAGACCUCACUGAUGACUUGAAUUUACCCCAGACAUACCCUGUCCUGAUGCUGCAUAACUUCUUGUAGCAGUUAAAAUGGAUAGAAAAAGCACAUAAAUUAACAUAAAGUUUGCUUUGUUGUGUUCUGGAAGCACUGUAAGAUAAAUGGUGAAGUAUCUUUACUUAAUAACCUAAAGCUGAGUUUGAAAUAUGCAAUUUUAAGUUAAUACUUUUCUCUGGUUUUCAAUAGCUAGUUCUAACUUGAUCUAAUUCUAUAUAUAUUUUAAUUUUAAAGUGAAUCAAGAACUAAUCCAAAUAGCUUGGAUAUACUCAUUUUCUUGGAAACAUCUUUGCUAUUUUAUUCUGUAAUUAGCACUAGACAGAUUUUAAGAUGCUCUUUUAAUGGUAACAUUCUAAUUUUUUGGAGUUAGUAGCCAGUGAUGCCAUGUAGCAAAAUCAAGUACACAUGUUUACUGUUGCUGUGGCAGAUCUCUUUCAAAGUGCUGUAAAUCUUGAGCCUACUUCAUGUCUUAAAAAGAUAUAAUUACUCAUGAUUACACAUAGCAACAUGUGACAGUUUGGUGCUGCAAGAUCAUGGAAUGUUAUAUAAAAACAGUUAUCAGGCAGGCCUGAUAAUAUCAUUACACAGUAGGGUUCCUAGGGAUCUUAAAUGACUAUUUAUGAUACUUCAAUCUACUAUUAAUUUAUUGAAGUUUGACAGAGAAUAAUCUGAAAAUUUAGAAGGCAAUUUCUACAGCAAACCUCUGUCGCUGUUUAUUAUUUCUUACAGUAUAUUAGAAUACAGGAGGUUUUUCUUCUUACAAUUUUUAGUUAAAUUUUAGUUUUAACAUUUGAUGGACAAGCUAAGUGUGAAUUCAUAGGCAUUGGAGAUUUGUUUCCAGGACCAAAUGUCUGGC
Pocillopora meandrina is the source of this 6012-nucleotide messenger RNA. The record is from the annotation of a GenBank genome assembly. Lineage: Eukaryota; Metazoa; Cnidaria; Anthozoa; Scleractinia; Pocilloporidae.